AUGUGAAGGUGGCAGCCCCAACCGCUCUCAGCUGGCCCAGGAAAACAAUCGGGUGCUCACGCCUCGCCUCACCAUCAUAUUUCCGCCUCGCCCAGGGCCCGGGGACAGCCUGCCACCAUGGGGAUCCUAGAGAAGAUCGGAGAAAUAGAGAAGGAGAUAGCCAGGACGCAGAAGAACAAAGCCACGGAGUACCAUCUCGGGGUGCUGAAGGCCAAGCUCGCCAAGUACCGGUCGCAGUUGCUGGAGCCACAGGGAAAGAAGGGCGAGAAGGGGGAGGGGUUCGAUGUUAUGAAGAGUGGUGAUGCGCGGGUGGCACUCAUUGGUUUCCCAUCUGUCGGCAAGAGUACCCUGCUGAGCACCCUGACCAACACCCAGAGCGUGGCUGCCUCAUAUGAGUUCACCACGCUCACCUGCAUCCCAGGCGUCAUAGAGUACAAGGGGGCCAACAUACAGCUGCUGGAUCUGCCAGGAAUCAUCGAGGGUGCCUCCCAGGGCAAGGGUCGUGGCCGGCAGGUCAUUGCGGUGGCGAGGACGUCAGACCUGGUGAUCAUGAUGGUGGACGUGACGAAGGGCGAGGUGCAGAAGGAUCUCUUGACGGCUGAGUUGGAGGCGGUGGGCAUCAGACUGAACAAGAAGAAGCCAGGCAUCUAUUUCAAGCAAAAGAAGGCAGGAGGCAUCAAGUUCAAUGCCACGUGUGCCCUCACCAAGAUUGACGAGAAGAUGGUGCAGAUGAUCCUUCACGAGUACAAGAUCUUCAAUGCUGAGGUCAUAUUCCGGGAGGACUGCACGCCGGACGAGCUGAUUGACGUGAUCUCUGGGAACCGCGUAUACAUCCCGUGCCUCUAUGUGUACAACAAGAUCGACCAGGUGUCCAUCGAGGAGGUGGACCGUGUAGCGCACCUGGGUAACAGUGUAGUGGUCAGCUGCAAUAUGAAGCUCAACCUGGACUACCUCCUUGAGCGCACGUGGCAGGAGCUGUCCUUGCUGCGUAUCUACACUAAGAAGCCAGGCUGUGCACCGGACUUCAGCGACCCCAUCAUCCUGCGCGGGGGAGCCUCCGUGGAGCAUGUCUGCCACUCCAUCCACCGGUCCAUUGUAGCUGUGUUCAAAUAUGCCCUUGUCUGGGGCAAGAGUACGAAGUUCAGCCCGCAGCGAGUUGGCAUCCACCACAUCAUGUGUGAUGAGGAUGUUAUUCAGAUCGUCACCAAGAAAUAAUCCCCUGUAUAGCCCUAACUUAGUCUGCCCAAAUAUAUAUAAGAUGAAAGUGAUGCCUCUGCUCUAAGGAUACAACUGAUGACACCACCACAGAAAAGUUUAUACAUAAACAUAUACCACAUGUAUAUUCCACUCACUGUGCUAGCUAGCAUCCCAGAGGAGCUGAGGGGGUGUGGGAGCUGCAGCUUGGGGGGUUCAUGCGUUAACAGGUGAUUUUAUUCUCAGUGUAAGGUGUCUUCACCAGCAGCACUCUCUCUCACUCUUCCUCCUGAUCCUGGGUUACCACUGCCACAUGCAGCUCUUGCACUCACUCAUAGGACUGCUAGUUACUCACACACACACACACACACACACACACACACACACACACACACACACACACACACACACACACACACCACCACUCUUCACAGCACAGGCGAGUGACAUGUGUAGGUGUCCCAAGUGGCAAGUAUUGCUCAAGUGUCUCAGCCCCUUGUGUGGUGAGGGGCUCAGUGGGACAGGUGUGGACGGAUGGACGCCGGCACAUUUACAAGAAGGGAAUCUGUAAGGCCUUGUGUAGCAUCAACCUCCUCCUCCUCCUCCUCCUCCUAGCUUGUGUGUGUCGGGUUUCCAGUGCAUUCAUCGUUGUUGAUGCUCCCAGGGGAUGACCGUCAUUGAAGACUCCUUAUCAUUACCUGUACGUGGGGAUUCAUAAGUGCAUUGUUGAUUUGCUUUCUUAGAGGCAACUUGGGUUUCUGUGGACGAGUGGUGACUGGCAGUGAUUUGAGCCCAGUGGUAAAUUAUCUGAAUGGUGUGGUCUUGUUUAGAGGUGCUUGGAAAUGUGGUGACCUCAUAAUGUUCCCUAUCUGUCUGUACACCAAGCCAGCAAUCCCAUAUAGGGUGGCCCAGACAGAGCACCAUAAAGAUACACACAUACACACACACACACACUUAGCACUGUCAGCUCCCUUGAUGGAAAGGAAUCAUCUUGUGGACCACUAUACUACACCCCAAAUGAUGUCCCCACCUAAGUUAACUCCACAGCCAGGUACCUCUGCUCACCCAGCCAUUGAUUUACCUCUUGUUGCUGAUAUAACCGUAACAUAAAUCCGUUAUCUGGGUUUGCUACAGUCACACUCGUUCCAUCAUGUUAGGGAGUUACCCUCUUUUGAGCUGGUUGACUGUCGCCCUGGAGAACCCUGUCACAGCCACUAGGGAUAUGACAUCUGGGUAUUAAUUAACUAUUGGUUGUCUCUGUUCCUCCUUCCACUUGCUGUGCUGUUAUCAGCUUUCUUUUCCUUCUUUCAUUUUGGCUUAGUGGUGAAAUGAGAAUCCGUGCUUAAGUUAAUACUAGCUGUUCAUUCAUCAGUGUCAUGAUCAUUUUUUUAGGGACAGUUUUGUAAGAUAAAUCAAACACCACUUCCACCUGCAGCUGAGGCCUGAGAGUGACUGGCUUCAUUCAUAUCAUAAUGUAUCAAUUACACUCUGGUACCAACA
Scylla paramamosain (green mud crab) is the source of this 2694-nucleotide messenger RNA. Its product is annotated as developmentally-regulated GTP-binding protein 2-like. The transcript is spliced from 8 exons. NCBI's taxonomy places the organism in Eukaryota, Metazoa, Arthropoda, Malacostraca, Decapoda, Portunidae. The coding region runs from base 118 to 1215 and encodes 365 amino acids. Gene Ontology annotation, biological process: cytoplasmic translation. The record is from RefSeq and is a predicted model, not a curated record. Gene Ontology annotation, cellular component: cytoplasm. Gene Ontology annotation, molecular function: GTPase activity; GTP binding.